Messenger RNA from Acaromyces ingoldii, 676 nucleotides. RefSeq names its product histone-fold-containing protein. Gene Ontology annotation, biological process: negative regulation of transcription by RNA polymerase II; transcription by RNA polymerase II; positive regulation of transcription by RNA polymerase II. Lineage: Eukaryota; Fungi; Basidiomycota; Exobasidiomycetes; Exobasidiales; Cryptobasidiaceae. Bases 65 to 472 code for a protein of 135 amino acids. Gene Ontology annotation, cellular component: negative cofactor 2 complex; nucleus. The record is from RefSeq and is a predicted model, not a curated record. The transcript is spliced from 3 exons. Gene Ontology annotation, molecular function: transcription corepressor activity; core promoter sequence-specific DNA binding; RNA polymerase II general transcription initiation factor activity.
UCGCUCCUCACUCGCAAAACAAAGAGCACGCACGUAGAGAGCAAGAGGAAGGGGAGCGCACAAGAUGGGCAAACGAUCAAGCGUGUCCAAGUUUCCCGUUGCGCGCAUCAAAAAGAUCAUGCAGACCAACGAGGACGUGGGUAAAGUGGCGCAGGCGACACCCGUCGUUGUCUCAAAGGCACUGGAGAUGUUUAUGCAGAGCAUCGUUGAUGAGACAGUCCGGCAAGCGCGUGACAAGGGGUCAAGAAAGCUGACCUCGCAGCAUCUCAAGAGGGCAAUCCACGAAAAUGAGACAUUCGACUUUCUCAAGGACAUUGUGGCCGGUGUGGCGGAUGCCACAGAGGAAAAAGGAGAGGGUGAUGGGUCGAGGGCAACGAAGAAGAGGAAGACGGUCAGCAAGGUCGAGGAGGAGCCGGAAGAGGAGCCAGAGGCUGAUGACGACGAGGACGAGGACGAGGAGAGCGAUCAAUAGUGGACUCUAUCUUUACGACUGCGUGACACAUAUCUCUGUACGAAUAUAAUGAUAGCAAGUCAUCUUCAAGCGGCGGCUGCGUUGAAGGCGGCCUCGGGAGCAGACGUCUCGCCGUGAGGAGCACCGUGGUGAAGCGAGACGAGCUUGCGAAACAGCCUUGCAAACCAACGAAACGACCACGCGCCCUGGCAUGCUCCGUGAUAC